CCUUCCCUUGGAGUGAAGAAGCCGACUAAAGCCCUGCUGUAUGUCAUAAUGAGCCCUGUGGGCCCUUACUUUGCAAGUGGAAGUUUUAAUCCAAUAUCCUUAUGGGCAGAUCCAAAAUAUGUAAGAGCCUGGAAAGGAGGAACGGGAGACUGCAAACUGGGAGGGAAUUAUGGUUCUUCUAUUUAUGCCCAGCAAGAAGCCCUAGAGUUAGGCUGCCAGCAGGUUUUGUGGCUCUAUGGAGAAGAUCACCAAAUAACUGAAGUUGGAACAAUGAAUCUGUUUCUCUACUGGAUAAAUGAAGAUGGAGAAGAUGAACUGGCAACCCCGCCUUUAGAUGGCAUCAUCCUUCCAGGAGUGACAAGACAAAGCAUUUUGGAUCUGGCACGCAAUUGGGGAGAAUUUAAAGUGUCUGAGCGAUACAUCACCAUGAGUGACCUGACAGCUGCCUUGGAAGAGAACAGAGUAAAGGAGAUGUUUGGUGCUGGAACAGCUUGUAUUGUGUGUCCUAUCUCUAAGAUUUUAUAUAAGGGCAAGCAUUUGCACAUUCCAACUAUGGAGAAUGGACCUCAGUUAACAAGCCGUUUCCUGAAUAAGCUGAGCGAUAUCCAGUAUGGAAGAGAAGACAGCGAUUGGGCAGUGCUGGUGUCAUGAAGGUGGAAGAGUUCAGACUCUCCUGACAGAACAGAUAUGAAUAAUGACAACUUCUGUAGCUGCCUGUGCGUAGCAUAGUUUCUGUAUCAGUUUGUUCCCCAGGAUGAUUGUUUCCACAAUCCAGCAAAUGUGAACACAAUCACUAUGAUUUCUACUGUAAUCCUAUUGGUAGAAGCCUGUCUUCCUGGUAGAGGUGCUAAGUGUUAGCAAUAGAACUUUCCUAAUGGUUUUCUUAGUGCCUCCUUGUGUCUUAUGUACAGUCUGAAAACUUGUAAAAUGCUCUUCAACUGCU
Molecule: messenger RNA, 943 nt
Organism: Pelecanus crispus (Dalmatian pelican)
Lineage: Eukaryota; Metazoa; Chordata; Aves; Pelecaniformes; Pelecanidae
Source: RefSeq, a predicted model, not a curated record